AUGCCUCCCACCAAACCUCUUAGGAAACAAGACCGUAGAAGACGAGUCCCCCCAACUUCACCACUAGGUUCUACUAACGAUCCUUCCGUUAGUGCUGCACAGGCUAUUUUUCACAAAGAUCCAUCGAAGUUGAUAGAUGUAUCUUCUUCUAACACACCUUCUUCUCGUUUUACAACCCCAGAUUUCUCAAAACUAUAUUCUACUGAUGAUACCACUCUAUUAAGAAGAAAGCCAUCUCUUUCAAUACCUAAUACUACUACCACCACUGUAAGCACUGCCAACUCCAUUGCCAUACCUUAUACCCCUACUACGAAAUCGACUACCUCAUCAUCACCAAACACUGUAAGCACCAUCAUAGGUAGCAAUUCACCACCUUUACCAGACUCUCCAUUGCAGAAUGACUACCCUUCGAAAUUGAAACUAAGAUCUACUUUGAGAACAGAUAAGGAAUUGUACAAGCAUAACAAGAGAAUCAAUAAUUUAGAUCAUCAAAAUUCAUCUUCCAAUUCUAAUUUGAAAAUUUCUCGUUUUAAACUGAAAAGAAAUUUACAAAAAGUAGGUGCUAUUGGCGUCAAGGCCACUAAGAACACUCCUGAAUUAUUAAUUUUCCCAAUGAGAAAUUCUUUUAGUAAUGAUUCGAAUUCCACUCAUCAUAAGCAUGAAUCAUUGCCUUCCUCUGAUUCAGACUCUGAUUAUUAUGAUGACGAUGGAGAUGAUGAAAGAGAUUAUUCUUCUAUGAAUUCAGAUACCUCGAAACGAUUUUAUUCAAAUGAUUCAUCUGAAUCCCUGUCUUCAAUAUCGUCUCCUUAUUCCACCUAUCAUGGAGAUUCUUCAAUAAAUGGCCAAAUAGAUGCCACUAUGAUGAAUGACACUCCAUUUAAUAAUAAAUUUCCGCCUUCAACUAAUAGUAAGAAAUACCAUCACCGAUUAUAUAAACAAAGAAAGAGAGAUCGUAUUAAAAAUAAAAUAGAGAAUUUUAUUCCUUCAAUAGAUUCAGCUUCCAUAUCUAGUGGAGGGAAUACUUCUCCUCAAAUGUUAACAAUAUCUUCUAGAAAACAUCACCAUAGACAUAUAUUAUCUGGAACUUCGAAUAAAUCAAAUGUUAUUACAAAUUCAUUAAAUCAAGUAGCCAAAAAUAGCAAAGCAAGAUUACCCAAGACAAAUGCAAAUGCAAAUGCAAAUCCUAUUCAUCAUCGUGCUCAUCAUAAUCAUCGUAAACAAAUAUUUAAUGAAGAUAAACCAUGGAAAUCUCAUCAAGAUAAUACUUUUUUAACCCCUAUGGAAAGGAAAAGAUACGAAGGUGUAUGGGUAACUAACAGAUACCAAUACCUUACUCUUUUACCUUGGUGGGAGAAUUUAAUCUCGAACAAGAAACCAGUAUUUUCAAUUGAUAAAGCUUUAUCAGAUGAUGAGAAAAAGGGCAGGCCAUUACCACCAAAGAUAAUAAUCGAUAAAGAUGGAUUGAUAAAAAAUAAACCGCAUGAUACAUAUCUUGAUAUUAAUUAUAAUAAUCAUUCCAGUAAGCAUUCCAUAAAAUUACCGGAAGAAGGCUUAAUAUUAAAUUUGGUGGUCAAAGAUAUUUGGCAACGAUCAAAGAUUUCAGAUGACUUAUUAAAACAGAUAUAUCAAAUGGUCGAUACACGUAAAGACGGAACACUAACCCGAAGAUCUUUUAUAGUGGGGAUGUGGCUUGUAGAUCAAUGUUUAUACGGUAGAAAGUUACCUUCAGAAAUUAACCAAAACGUUUGGUUAAGUGCUGAUGGUUAUGGUGUUACAAAUUCUGUUCAUUUGAAAAAAUUAAAACAGCAUGAAAAGAAACUAAUGAAACAAGAGAUGAAACAUAUUAAGCGUGAGAUGAAAAACGUAGAAUUAUAG
This is a messenger RNA of Henningerozyma blattae CBS 6284, 1875 nucleotides long. RefSeq lists its product as uncharacterized. The transcript has a single exon. Bases 1 to 1875 code for a protein of 624 amino acids. The record is from RefSeq and is a predicted model, not a curated record. NCBI's taxonomy places the organism in Eukaryota, Fungi, Ascomycota, Saccharomycetes, Saccharomycetales, Saccharomycetaceae. Gene Ontology annotation, molecular function: protein binding.